Messenger RNA from Verticillium alfalfae VaMs.102, 456 nucleotides. RefSeq lists its product with no specific name. Bases 1 to 456 code for a protein of 151 amino acids. The record is from RefSeq and is a predicted model, not a curated record. NCBI's taxonomy places the organism in Eukaryota, Fungi, Ascomycota, Sordariomycetes, Glomerellales, Plectosphaerellaceae. The transcript has a single exon.
AUGACUGAGCGAGACGAGUCACGUUCAUACGGUCUCAUGCCCUGCCGUGCACUCACAGUGUUUGAGCAGGUAGCCUUCGAAUGGAGCCACGGGGCGGAUGAAGCUGUUGAAAGGGUCAGGCCAGACCGAGCUCAGCAGAGUUCGGGGGCUGGGGAUCAGCUUCCCGAUGAGAAGGCUCGGAAGAAGCUCAAGGACUUGGCCUUCGGCAGCCGAAGACCUGUCAGCCUCGGAGGUCUCAGACACCAUGACAGCUGCGUCCUUGUGUUGGGGUUGGUCUUGAGCUCGGUCUUGAGCCUGCAACUCGGCAACCUUCUCACGCCGGGCCUUGGAGUUCCUAGCGGCAUGCGCUCGAACUUUCUUGCGGUGGUUGGCCGCCUCCGCUGGGUUGAAGAUAUGGACAAACUGAAAGCCGCCAGGCGCCCAUGGUUUACGAAUGGAUCACACCGAGAUGGAUGA